Messenger RNA from Opisthorchis viverrini, 435 nucleotides. RefSeq lists its product as hypothetical. The coding region runs from base 1 to 435 and encodes 144 amino acids. The record is from RefSeq and is a predicted model, not a curated record. The transcript has a single exon. NCBI's taxonomy places the organism in Eukaryota, Metazoa, Platyhelminthes, Trematoda, Opisthorchiida, Opisthorchiidae.
AUGUCUCUGAAGGACGAAGUUAAGCUGCACAAAAGGACUGCCGGCGUUGGCGAUUCGGACAUACAUUCAAUGUCUCUCUUCGUCAUUUACAUUGAUGACGGAGUCGAAAACGUGUACGCUUUUCUGAAGGUCAACUCCUGUGACAAGAAAUUAGUCAGGUCUUCUCAACCUUUAUUUCGGCUCAAGCCGGAGUGCGUACUCGCCGAUGCAAUGGAUCACAUGCUGAAAGUUGCUCAAGGUGAGAUAUCAUUGGGGCAGGCGAGGUUUAUGUGCCACGUGAUAAGGAGUGUUUCCGGCAUCAGCGAUUCUCUGAUAGCUCGCGGAACCGACUAUUUGGUGAAAAAACAAAAUUUGACGGCCUCUUUACGGAAAGACAAGAUACGAGAGGAGGCUUCUCUGCUCAUCUAUGCUGAACUACCGGGUGACCGUCGAUGA